Molecule: messenger RNA, 2348 nt
Organism: Salvelinus fontinalis (brook trout)
Lineage: Eukaryota; Metazoa; Chordata; Actinopteri; Salmoniformes; Salmonidae
Gene: parpbp
Product: PARP1 binding protein
Exons: 11
Coding region: 126-1907 (593 amino acids)
Biological process (GO): negative regulation of double-strand break repair via homologous recombination
Cellular component (GO): chromatin
Source: RefSeq, a predicted model, not a curated record
CUGCUUGUGCAUUGGCUACGUGGGUGGUGAACGUAUUUUGGCGAUACGCUUACUUACGUCUCUUAUCAUAUUCGAGAUAUAUCGAAAAAGGUUGUGUUUGAGGCUGUAACAUUUGUUUAGGGACAAUGGCGACUUUAGAGGACAGUCUGAAGACAAUCGUGAGAACCUUCAGGCGAGAAUGCCACCGGGUUCUUGAGUCAGAGAGGACUACCAUCCACGGGGCAGAUGGAAUGUUGCUGGUUCUACAGCUGGCCAUUGCAGAGGUCAAUAAACAGGAGAGUGGAGAGUUCAGUGUUGCCCUGAGCGAUGUCCUGAUGGCCUGGAAACACUUACUAUUAGACAAACUUCACCUGCCCCUUGACAAUGACUCUUCCCGACCAGAGAAUUAUGACAUCAUAAGGAAAGAAUACGACUCCUUUCUGAAGCGCACCAACACUAUGGACCUGAUUGAUAUCCACUCUAUGUACAAACAGCUGAGGGUUGAUCUGGACCCUGAGGAGCCUCUGAGCUCAGUCCAGCUGUGUCAGUUUCUGUCCAGUAACAUGGAGACCGAUGAGGUGAGGGAUUCCCUGUCCCAUGUCCCCUUGACUCCAUCAAGCAAGUCAAAGCCAUGCAGCACACAGGUAGGAAAGGUGGUGAGGAUGGUCUUCUGCUCCUAUCUGGAUCAGCUGGUCAACUCCAAGAACGACAUGGCCCUAGCGCACACCCUUGACACCCCUAGCAGAUCGCUCGGACGUAUAGCUUUUACUGACCUGAAGCGUGAAGCACGGAGCAAGAACAUGUCACUCUUCUUGGCGGUGACAUCAUUUGUGAGAGCGGUCCAGCUGGGAGGAAAGGGCUAUGCCCCUGCUGAGUCUGACCCCCUGAGGAAACAUGUUAAAGGCCUGUCAGACUUUGUCCAUUUCACAGACAACCUGGAGGAGAUAUUGGGAGACAACCCUGACCCAAGUAUUGCUGGUAUUCGUCUGGUGACCAGUAUCAGGGCAGCUCUGUUGAAGGGGCGGGCCAGUGGAGACGUUGUGUACGCUGCAGCUGACGAGACUGCCAAGGACCUCAAAGAGCGGAUCGCUGAGAUACAUCUGUCCCACAGACUGCAGUCGGCUAGUGGGACAGGGAUCAGCCCAGCCAGGCCUAGAUACCAUGCUAUUAACCACGCCACUGCUUAUGGAGGUCGGGAGACUGUGAAGGUCCUGAUAGCGUUGCUGGAUGAAGAUGCUUUGGCACCGCCCUGCAGGAACAAGGCAGUCUUACUCUCUACGGAUCAGGCUGUCCUCAGUGGGGAGGAGGGGGCCUGCAUGCUCACACUGUUCCGAUCCCCUGAGGUUCCCACUGGCUCCUCUCCAAAACCCCUGCAGCACCGUGUCCAGGAGCGACAAGAUCAACUCAAACCCAAGGACAGAGAGCGAACCAUCCGAUCUCAGUUUGCCUGCACGUACCAGGACGACUCCGAGCUGCCCCUCAACCGUGUGCUAGACUUCCCCAGCACCAUCCAGGUCCCCACCUGUGUGCACCCGGCUCCUAAGCGGACCCUCACUACUGUGGACUCCACCUCUGCUGUCAAGGAGCUGGGCAGAGUGGAGGUUUACCCAGAGGCUGGGAGGAAAGAGGCCCAGCGAGGAGGCACGACCCGGGGGGUUGCCGCAGCGCUGGGGCCCAGGAGUGGAAAUGAUGCCCCGAGCAGCAGAGUAGGCGUGGGCGGUCGGAAGACCAGUAUCCAGACAGAAGGAAGCAGCAAGGCCAGUAAACGGAAGCUGGUGGAUGGUAGCGAACACUGUGUGUCAGAGAACCAGCCCCCUCUGAAGAAACUCCCCACCAGAUUGACAGGGAAGAAUGGUGGGGCUAAAGCCCCCAGUAAGAAGAAACUGAUUGCAGGACAGGGCAAGCUCACCAGCUUCUUCAGAUUGUGAACUACUCAUUGUCGUGAUGAUGUAGAAGGCAGUACUAGUAAUGUCGCUUUAUUUAAUCAAUGGUCUGUCUGUCUUUGAAGCUGAAUGUUCCGGAAUCAAUUGCACUUGUUUUCCCGCAGUGGCGCUUGGCCUGAUUUCAGAAGCUUUAUUGUACUUUUAUUUAUUUUUUGCCUCUGUGCUUUCCAACAAUUGUCAGACAUCAUUUUGAAAGAAAGAUCACCAGCUGUGGUGUGUCUGGGAGAGUGUGAUGCAGAAGAGCUGUUGAGGCAAUGUGGAAAGUCUGAGAGUGGUUGAAACCCAAGCAGGUCUGUUUGAUGGCUGAUCUGCGGAGGCUUGGCCUGCAGUUUAUCUCCCUCUAAGACAAAAGGCCCACCGCCAGACACUUCUCCUCUCUGACAUGCAUCUUCACUACUACUAUAAUAAAUUCUAUACUGUUUCUUA